This is a messenger RNA of Paramecium octaurelia, 1840 nucleotides long. The record is from the annotation of a GenBank genome assembly. NCBI's taxonomy places the organism in Eukaryota, Ciliophora, Oligohymenophorea, Peniculida, Parameciidae.
UUCAAAUGAGCCGAAACAAUUAAGGACCUUCUAUUUCAACUCUAGUUCCAAUCCUAUAAAGACAAUGCCCAACUGGAAGAGUCACAUUAAACGAUAUGUAUAUUGGGGAUAUGGGAGCAAAAUUAGUGGCUGACACAAUCAAAAAUUAUCCAAAUAUUGGAAUUCUGGAUCUCAAAGGUAAUAACAUUAGUCCCAAUGGAUUUAUUGAAAUAUUUCAAGCACUCAAAACUAAUAUUGUAAAUCUAUUGUAUUUAUUAAGAGUCCUUAAGAACUUUAACUUUAUAAUGGAAUCAACUUUGUGCAAACAAUAAUCUAAAGGCUCUUGAAUUACUGUAUCAAGUCAUGUCUAUUAACAAAUCAAUUACUCAUAUUGAUAUACAAAACAAUAGAUUGAACACAACAUGUGCAGGAUUGCUUGCAAAUAUUAUUCGAAAUAAUCCCUAAUUGAGAACAUUGGAUCUUAGAUGGAAUGAAUUAGGAAAUUAAGGAGUCAGAAUGUUGAUCCCAGCUGCUGCAGCUAAUGGAUACAUUUUAUCCAUUGAAAUUCAAGGGAAUGGAGCCACAGAAGAUUCAAUACGAGAAUUGAAUUCAGUCCUAAAAUAAAACAAAGACAAUGUGAAUAUGGCUGGCAUGCAAGACCCAGGCAAAAAUUAAGGAAGAUAUCAGCCUGGAUAGAGAUAGCCACUUAAGGAAAUGGCAUAACAUUUAGAGGAAGAAAGAAGAGCUGUUGCUAAACAUUUGGAAAAGUUGAUUGAAAGAGAGAGAGCCUUAGGGUUGUAAUUAAAAGAAGAAUAUGAAGAGAAGACCUUACAAUGGAGAUAAAAGCUUUUGGGAAAUUAAGCUAAAUAAGAUUAGUUAGAAAGAAAUGCAGGUGAAUUAUAGAAUCAUAAAAAUAUAUUAAAAAAUGAGAUUCAAAAAUGGGACAAUAAUAUCAAAUAAAUUUAAUAAUAAAGAUCAUUUACCACAAAAGCUUUAGAGGAGAGAUUUUAAGAAUCAGAAAAAAAUAUUAGGGAUCUUGAAAAGAAACAAUAAGAAGAAUUGGCAGAAUAAUAAAGAGCUCAUUUCUUCAAUCUUAGAUAAAUCGAUAAUGAUUGGGGUGAAAAAUGUGAUUAAAUGAUGGAUGAAAAUAGAAAGUUGGAUGAUCACAUCUAAAUUUAAUCAGAACAAUGUAAUAAGGUUAAAGAUGACAUUGCUAAAUUUAAUUCAACAAGUUAGAUUUAAACUAUGGAAGUUAUUGAAAAAGUUAAGAAAUUGGUUUUAGAAGAAUUUAAAGAAAAAUUAAACUAAAUGGAAAAAUAAGUAGAAAGAAUAGACUAAGAUAGACUAAAAAUUAUUAGAGAUAGUUAAUAAUGUAUUUUAGAAGCUCAAAAAGAACUUAGAUAAAUAACAGAAUAAUAUUCUGACAUGUUGAAAGACAAGGUUAGAAUGGAAUUAGAAAAUAGAAAUCUCUCUGUAGAUAAUUAUCAAUUGGAAUAAUUUUCAUCAACCGUAACUUAAGAUUUAGUUUAUAGAAAAGAUCUAGAGAAAAAAGUUCUUGAAUAGUUAACUAAAAUCAAAGAAAAGGAAUUUAAAAUAAAUAACCAUGAAGUUGAAUAGAUGAAUAAAAUUAAUAAUAACUUUAAAAAUGAUACAACUUAUCACUCUAAGUUUAAGGAAGUAAUAAAUUAAUUAAUUAUUUUAGGAUAGCAGACAUAGGGAAGAAGCUUUGGACAAAACAUUAAGAGAAAGUGAUAUUGAAAAUCAUAAAUUAGCUAAAGAUAUAAAUAAAUUAACAGAGCUACUUUCAGCUAGAACAAUAAAAGCAGUUUUAUCAACAUUUCAAGAACAUAAAGUUUUUUGA